Coffea arabica (coffee) is the source of this 6246-nucleotide messenger RNA. Its product is annotated as brefeldin A-inhibited guanine nucleotide-exchange protein 2. Gene Ontology annotation, molecular function: guanyl-nucleotide exchange factor activity. Gene Ontology annotation, cellular component: cytosol; trans-Golgi network. The record is from RefSeq and is a predicted model, not a curated record. NCBI's taxonomy places the organism in Eukaryota, Viridiplantae, Streptophyta, Magnoliopsida, Gentianales, Rubiaceae. Gene Ontology annotation, biological process: regulation of ARF protein signal transduction.
UACUCCGACAACUGAUAAUUACUAAUCAAACAUCGUCCGGUAUGGUAUAGGUCAAGUUUCAAUCAUAAUCCGUGAUGAUAAUCCGUAAUAAUACCGAUGAAAUCUGCAACCUCCACAAAUAAUUAGCCAUUUCCCGGAAACUUCUUCUUCUUCAGAAUUCAGAUCCUUCCUUCAUCUGUCAUCAGAACCUCCAUUUCCGUUUUCCUCCUCCGAUCUGCAUCAACGACGUCGUCGGUCGCUGCAGUCAAACCAUAGGGAUGUAUUAGUCAUUUCACUUCGCGGACAACUUUUAAACCAACGCCAACCGCGAUCUGGGCUUCCUAGACCUCGAGCAGUUGCACCACCGCCGGCCCUUCUCCCCCACCCCACCCCACCCCACGCCACCCCCACCGCAUUUCUCCACUCUCCACACGCUCCCCCCGCCUUCUUCCUCCGCCUUCGCAGCCGCCGUGGAAGUGGAAAGACUGUAAUAGCCCUCGAGAGUUGCUUUGCUGCUUCCAGAUCUAGCCGCUGCAGCCCCCCCAGUUGCGGGGAAUGGCUUCAACUGAAGCUGAUUCCCGACUCAAUUCAGUCUUGAUUCCAGCCCUAGAAAAGAUCAUCAAGAACAGCUCUUGGCGCAAGCAUUCCAAACUCUCCACCGAGUGUAAAUCCAUUAUCGAACAUCUUACCUCACCCAAUCAAAGCCCUGCCACUCCUACUCCUCCCACUUCCCCUUCCGCAGCCCAAUCCGAUGGCGGCGGCGACGCCACGGCACCUACGUCCUCAGCUGGAGUCCUCCUAGACCUCUCUUUUUCCGAUUCGGAGCUCAUUCUGAGUCCUCUCAUCAACGCCGCCAACUCGGGCCACCUCAAGAUCGCCGAGCCCGCCGUCGAUGCUGUUCAGAAGCUCAUCGCGCAUGGCUACCUCCAUGGCGAGUCCGACCCCACUGGAGGACCCGACGCCAAGUUGUUAUCGAGAUUGAUUGAAUCCGUAUGCAAAUGCCAUGAUUUGGGGGAUGAAUCGGUGGAGUUGCUGGUCAUCAAGUCGAUUUUGUCUGCGGUGACGUCCGUCUCCUUGCGAAUCCAUGGGGACUCAUUGCUGUUGAUUGUUAGGACGUGUUAUGAUAUCUAUUUAGGGAGUAAAAAUGUGGUGAAUCAGACAACGGCGAAGGCUUCGUUGAUUCAAAUGCUGGUGAUUGUUUUCCGGCGGAUGGAGGCCGAUUCAUCGACUGUGCCACUGACUCCGAUAGUGGUGGCUGAGUUGAUGGAGCCCACGGAGAAAUCUGACGCGGACGGGACAAUGACAAUGUUUGUGCAGGGUUUCAUCACGAAAAUUAUGCACGACAUUGAUGGGGUUCUGAACCCUGCUACACCUAGAAAUGGGGCCACAUCCGGCGGGGCCCACGAUGGGGCCUUUGAGACUAAAACAUCUACUGUGGAAUCGACUAAUCCAGCAGAUUUGUUGGAUUCCACUGAUAAGGAUAUGCUGGAUGCUAAGUACUGGGAGAUUAGUAUGUAUAAGACUGCGUUGGAGGGGCGGAAAGGGGAAUUGGCGGACGGGGAGGGCGAGAGGGAUGAUGAUUUAGAAGUUCAGAUUGGCAAUAAGUUGAGGCGGGAUGCAUUUUUAGUGUUUCGAGCUUUGUGUAAGCUGUCAAUGAAGACACCGCCUAAGGAGGCGUUGGCAGAUCCACAGUUGAUGAGAGGGAAGAUUGUGGCACUGGAGUUGCUCAAGAUUUUGUUGGAGAAUGCCGGGGCUGUAUUUAGGACUAGUGAAAGGUUUUUAGGGGCUAUAAAACAGUACCUGUGUCUGUCAUUAUUGAAGAACAGUGCAUCAACACUCAUGAUUGUUUUCCAGCUUUCCUGCUCAAUUUUCAUCAGUCUGGUCUCAAGAUUUAGGGCUGGACUGAAGGCGGAGAUUGGAGUCUUUUUUCCUAUGAUUGUUCUCAGAGUGUUGGAAAAUGUUUCUCAACCAAAUUUUCAGCAAAAGAUGAUAGUUCUUCGAUUUCUUGAGAAACUUUGUGUUGAUUCGCAGAUUUUGGUGGACAUAUUCCUUAACUAUGACUGUGAUGUGAAUUCUUCUAACAUAUUUGAAAGAAUGGUAAAUGGACUUCUUAAAACUGCUCAAGGUGUCCCACCUGGAGCUUCAACUACUUUGGUGCCACCUCAAGAUGUGACCAUGAAGCUAGAAGCUAUGAAAUGUUUGGUUGCUAUUUUGAAAUCGAUGGGAGACUGGAUGAACAAACAAUUGAGAAUUCCAGAUCCUCAUACUGCAAAGAAAUUUGAGGCUGAAAAUGGUUCUGAACCUGCAAGCCUCCUAAUGGCUAAUGGCAAUGAUGAUGAUCCUGUUGAAGCAUCAGAUUCUCCUUCUGAAGCAUCCAGUGAAGUUUCUGAUGCUUCGACAAUUGAGCAGCGUCGUGCUUACAAACUUGAACUUCAGGAAGGCAUAUCUCUUUUUAAUCGUAAGCCAAAGAAAGGCAUUGAAUUCCUAAUAAAUGCGAAUAAAGUGGGAAACUCUGCAGAAGAUGUUGCUACUUUCCUGAAAAAUGCCUCUGGUUUGAAUAAGACUUUGAUUGGAGAUUACUUGGGGGAAAGAGAAGAUUUAUCUUUGAAAGUAAUGCAUGCAUAUGUAGAUUCCUUUGAUUUUCAAGGCAUGCAGUUUGAUGAGGCGAUCAGAGUCUUCUUACAGGGCUUCAGAUUGCCUGGUGAGGCCCAGAAGAUUGAUAGAAUCAUGGAAAAGUUUGCCGAACGGUACUGCAAGAGUAAUCCUACGGUUUUCACCAGCGCUGAUACAGCCUAUGUUCUUGCAUACUCUGUUAUUUUGCUUAAUACUGAUGCUCAUAACCCUAUGGUCAAGAAUAAGAUGUCUGCUGAUGAUUUUAUAAGGAAUAAUCGUGGAAUAGAUGAUGGAAAGGAUUUACCAGAAGAAUACAUGAGAUCAUUAUUUGAGCGGAUAUCAAAGAAUGAGAUUAAAAUGAAAGAAGAUGAUUUCUCUAUCCAGCAGAAGCAAUCUGUGAACUCAAAUAGAAUUUUGGGCUUGGAUAGUAUUUUGAACAUUGUAAUCCGCAACAGAGGUGAAGAAAAUCGUUUGGAGACUAGUGAUGAUCUCAUGAGACACAUGCAGGAACAAUUUAAAGAAAAAGCUCGUAAAUCUGAGUCAGUCUAUUAUGCAGCAACAGAUGUUGUGAUCCUUCGAUUCAUGAUUGAAGUAUGCUGGGCACCUAUGUUGGCUGCCUUCAGUGUUCCUCUUGACCAAAGUGAUGAUGAAGUUGUAAUAUAUCAAUGUUUGGAAGGCUUUCAAAGUGCCAUUCAUGUCACCGCAGGAAUGUCAAUGAAGACUCAUAGAGAUGCUUUUGUGACAUCACUAGCAAAAUUUACUUCUCUCCACUCUCCUGCAGAUAUCAAACAAAAAAACAUUGAUGCUAUAAAGAUGAUAGUUACGAUUGCGGAUGAGGAUGGGAAUUAUUUACAGGAGGCCUGGGAACAUAUAUUAACCUGUGUUUCCCGAUUUGAGCAUUUGCAUCUCUUAGGAGAGGGUGCUCCUCCUGAUGCAACUUUUUUUGCAAUUCCUCAAAAUGAGUUUGACAAGUCGAAACAAUCCAAAUCAAAUGUUCUUCCAGUUCUUAAGAAGAAGGGACCUGGAAAGAUUCAGAAUGCAGCUGCAUCUGUGAGAAGGGGUUCAUACGAUAGUGCUGGUAUAGGCGGCAAUGCUUCUGCAUGGAUUACUUCUGAACAGAUGAACAAUUUGGUCUCUAACUUGAACAUGUUGGAACAAGUUGGUGAAAUGAGCCGUAUAUUUGUAAGGAGUCAAAAACUAAACAGUGAAGCAAUAGUUGAUUUUGUCAAGGCACUUUGCAAGGUGUCCAUGGAAGAACUGCGAUCUACAUCUGAUCCACGGGUCUUUAGCCUUACAAAGAUAGUUGAGAUUGCGCAUUAUAAUAUGAGCCGCAUCAGGCUUGUUUGGUCAAAAAUCUGGCGGGUGCUCUCUGAUUUUUUUGUGACCAUUGGGUGUUCUGAAAACCUCUCUAUUGCAAUAUUUGCCAUGGAUUCUCUACGACAAUUGUCAAUGAAAUUUUUGGAGCGAGAGGAGUUGGCAAAUUACAACUUCCAGAAUGAGUUCAUGAAACCAUUUGUAAUUGUAAUGCGUAAGAGCAGUGCUGUUGAAAUCAGAGAGUUAAUUAUCAGAUGCGUUUCUCAAAUGGUCUUGUCCCGUGUGAACAAUGUUAAGUCAGGAUGGAAGAGCAUGUUCAUGGUCUUCACUACAGCUGCUCAGGAUGAGCGCAAAAAUAUUGUCCUCUUGGCCUUUGAAAUAAUUGAGAAGAUUGUACGAGAUUAUUUCCCAUAUAUUACUGAGACAGAGACUACCACAUUCACGGACUGUGUGAAUUGCCUGAUUGCAUUCACUAAUAAUAGAUUCAACAAAGAAAUUAGUCUCAAUGCCAUUGCUUUCCUUCGUUUCUGUGCUGCAAAACUCGCUGAAGGUGAUUUGGGUUCCUCUGCAAGGAACAGGAACAAGGAAAUUUCUGGAAAUAUCUCACCGACUUUGCCACAGAAGGGAAAAGAUAAAAGAAAUGAGAAUGGAGAUCUAACAGAGAAGGAGGAUCAUUUAUACUUCUGGUUUCCUUUGCUGGCUGGGUUAUCUGAACUUAGCUUUGAUCCAAGGACUGAAAUAAGAAAGAGUGCCCUACAAGUACUCUUUGACACUUUAAGAAAUUAUGGCCAUCAUUUCUCUCUACCUUUGUGGGAACGGGUGUUUGAGUCUGUCCUUUUUCCAAUUUUUGACUAUGUUCGUCAUACUAUUGACCCUACUGGUGAAACCUAUCCAGAGGAGGGGUUUGACAGGGAAAGUGGUGAACUUGACCAAGAUGCUUGGCUUUAUGAGACAUGUACCUUAGCUCUGCAACUGGUUGUAGAUCUUUUUGUUAAAUUUUAUGACACUGUGAACCCCCUUCUGCGAAAAGUCCUGUCCUUGUUGGUGAGUUUCAUCAAGCGUCCUCACCAGAGCCUUGCUGGUAUUGGAAUUGCUGCAUUUGUCCGUUUGAUGAGCCAUGCCGGGAAUCUGUUUUCUGAAGAAAAGUGGCAUGAAGUUGUUUUCUCCCUUAAAGAAGCGGCUGAUUCAACACUUCCUGAUUUUUCAUUUGCUCUUAAUGAAGAUAGUGAAGUCUUGGUCCAUGAUGGAGAUGUGAGUAGAAGGAGCAGUGGGGAAUUUGCUGGAGCUAAUGCAGAGGAUGAAGAUCUAGAAAACUUAAGGAGACACCGCCUGUAUGCUUCUAUUUCUGAUGCAAAAUGUCGAGCUGCUGUUCAGCUUUUAUUAAUUCAGGCAGUCAUGGAGAUUUACACUAUGUAUAGAUCUCAACUUUCGGUCAAAAAUGUCAUCAUCCUCUUUGAUGGUAUGCAUGCUGUUGCGUUUCAUGCUCACAAGAUAAACACAGAUUCCACAUUACGCGCUAGAUUGCAAGAGCUGGGGUCCGUUACCCAAAUGCAGGAUCCCCCAUUGUUGCGCCUUGAGAACGAGUCUUAUCAAAUUUGCCUCACACUUAUGCAGAAUCUUGCAGAGGAUAGGCCUUCUCAUAAUGAAGAGUCGGAUGUGGAGUCCUACCUGGUCAAGCUGUGCCAUGAGGUGUUGCAGUUUUAUGUUGAAACUGCACAAUCCGGGCAGGUAUCCGAUUCAUCUGUUAGUAGACAGAUCCGCUGGGCUAUUCCUUUAGGUUCCGGUAGACGGAGAGAAUUGGCUGCACGAGCACCUAUUGUUGUUGCAACUCUCCAAGCUGUUUGCAGCUUACAAGAUACAUCAUUCGAGAAGAACCUCAGUUUAUUUUUCCCCUUACUAUCAAGCUUGAUAAGUUGUGAGCAUGGAUCAAAUGAGGUUCAGUUAGCCCUUAGUGACAUGCUCAACUCCUCGGUGGGUCCAGUUUUGCUUCGAUCGUGUUGAGCUUUUAGUGGACUUUGCUACACGCUUUUGAGCUACUUGUAUGAUAUCUUUGUUGAGUCUUGCAAAUUUUUUUCUUUUUAUAUCAUAACCGUUAUUGAAAUAUAUAGAUUCAGUGUAUGAUGAGAUAGCGGAGAUUUUUUAUGCCAAGUGCUUUGAAACCUUGUAGUAAUUUCAGGGAACUUGGCUCGAUCUAGGAUGUUAGGGUUAUAUUAGGAACUCCAAUGUUGUAUGAUUAGCUCGCUUUUUUAUAUGGUAGAAUGAUCAUCUCAUGUAAAGAUUGGUCCUUUGACAUAGAAUUCCAAGGUUUGCUUUGGACGUGUUUGUCCAUUGCCUUACCAU